Odocoileus virginianus texanus is the source of this 933-nucleotide messenger RNA. RefSeq names its product olfactory receptor 2A12-like. The record is from RefSeq and is a predicted model, not a curated record. Gene Ontology annotation, biological process: G protein-coupled receptor signaling pathway; detection of chemical stimulus involved in sensory perception of smell. Gene Ontology annotation, cellular component: plasma membrane. Lineage: Eukaryota; Metazoa; Chordata; Mammalia; Artiodactyla; Cervidae. Gene Ontology annotation, molecular function: olfactory receptor activity; G protein-coupled receptor activity.
AUGGGAAGCAACCAGACAUGGGUCACAGAGGUCACCCUCCUGGGAUUUCAGGUCGAUUCAGCACUGGAGUUUUUCCUCUUUGGUCUUUUCUCUCUCUUCUACACCCUUACGCUUCUGGGGAACGGAGUCAUCCUGGGGCUUAUCUGCUUAGACUCAAGACUUCACACCCCCAUGUACUUCUUCCUCUCACACUUGGCCAUCAUUGACAUAUCCUAUGCUUCCAACAGUGUCCCCAAGAUGCUGGCAAAUCUUGUGAGUCAGAAAAGAACCAUCUCCUUUGUUCCUUGCAUCAUGCAGACAUUUUUAUACCUGGCUUUUGCUGCCACAGAGUGCCUGAUUUUGGUGGUGAUGUCCUAUGACAGGUACGUGGCCAUCUGCCACCCCCUGCAUUACACUUUCAUCAUGAGCUGGAGAGUGUGCUCUGUCCUGGCCAGCGCUUCCUGGGCAUUUAGCUUCCUCUGGGAUCUUGUCCACCUAGUUCUCAUCCUGAGGCUGCCCUUCUGUGGGCCUCAUGAAAUCAACCACUUCUUCUGUGAAAUCCUAUCUGUCCUCAAGCUGGCUUGUGCCGAUACUUGGUUGAACCAAAUUAUCAUCGUUUCAUCCUGUGUUUGCAUUUUAGUCGGGCCCCUCGGCCUGGUGCUGCUCUCCUACGCGCGCAUCCUGGCCGCCAUCCUGAGGAUCCAGUCAGGUGAGGGCCGCAGAAAGGCCUUUUCCACCUGCUCCUCCCACCUCUGCGUGGUCGGGCUCUUCUUUGGCAGUGCCAUCAUCUUGUACAUGACCCCCGAAUCCAGCCAUUCUCAGGACCAAAGGAAGAUUCUGUCAUUGUUUUACAGCCUUUUCAACCCUAUGCUGAAUCCCUUAAUCUACAGUCUGAGAAACACAGAGGUGAAGGGUGCCCUGAGAAAAAUUCUAGGGAAGAAGAGGUCAGUGUGA